Strongylus vulgaris is the source of this 450-nucleotide messenger RNA. The record is from the annotation of a GenBank genome assembly. NCBI's taxonomy places the organism in Eukaryota, Metazoa, Nematoda, Chromadorea, Rhabditida, Strongylidae.
AUGAAGUGCCUUUUGCUCCUUACUGUUGUUGGGGUUGCCUUGGCAUUGCGUGAUCAAUCCAUCGCUGUACGUGGGAAACUGCUGUGUGGUUCAAAGCCUGCGGCCAAUGUACGUGUGAAGCUCUGGGAGGAGGACAGUGGUAAUGUACAUCCAAAACAUUCCAUGUGGCUUGAUGUUUACGAAAAGCAUCAAGUAGUAAAAAUUAGUAAUUUUCAACGAGUAUUUCUACUGCUAUCGUACUUAGGUCCUGACCCAGACGAUCUUCUCGAUCAAGGCUAUACUGAUGCAAACGGCGAGUUCCAACUGUCUGGUGGCACCGCUGAACUGACUCCUAUCGAUCCAGUCUUCAAGGUAUAUCAUGACUGUGACGAUGGUAUCAAGGUUUGUACUAUAUCUCGUAUUUUAUCAGUUAGAGGUUUGAUUUUCUUUAACGUACAAAUUAUUGUUUAA